AACCCCACUUUUGACAAAAAAAAAAAACUUAUUCCGAGCGCACGUUUAUUUUGGUUGUCGCUCAGUUGUCGAUCCCUUGAUUGACGAGCGAUGUGGACGUUCCUGGGAAUCGCCAGCUUCACCUACGUUUACAAGAAAUGCGACGCCGUCCUGCACUAUGCCAACAAGGAGGUCGCGCUGGUCUUCCUGGGCUGCUGCUUGCUCGCCUCCCUGCUGUCCUACGCCAGGUACCGCAGCGGGCAGGCGCUGCCCAGCCUGGGUCUGGACAUCCCGGCGUCCCUGCCGCUGGCCCGCUUCUUCUCCGGACGGGACACGGACUCCGGCAGCCGGGCCGAAAAGAGGGCGCGUCCCGGAGAGGGGAGGAGGAGGCGGCGGCACGUCGGACCCGCGGACUCCACCUGGCCGGACAGCGAGUGCGGCUCGGCCGCCGACUCUCGGGACCCGGACGUCGUGGUUGUCGGGGCCGGGGUGCUGGGCUCGGCCUUGGCGGCGGUGCUCGCCAGGGACGGCAGGCGGGUGACGGUGAUCGAGAGGGACCUGCGGGAGCCGGACAGGAUUGUCGGGGAGCUGCUGCAGCCCGGGGGGUACCGCGCCUUGAGGGAGCUGGGACUGGACGGUAAGCGUUCCCACUGUAACUGUUUGUCUUUCCAUCUGGUACGCGGACAGGAGCCAGUAGGAGUUGCUUCUAAUUGAGCACUACGUGUGUGGAGAAUGUUUUAAAACUUAAUUGUUUUAACAAAAUAAUUUCUGGAGUUGAUGUUUCAAAUAUGCUUUUAGUCUUGCUAAACUAUAUUGCGUUACUUAGCAUUUUGUCUUG
Messenger RNA from Lepisosteus oculatus (spotted gar), 817 nucleotides. Lineage: Eukaryota; Metazoa; Chordata; Actinopteri; Semionotiformes; Lepisosteidae. The record is from RefSeq and is a predicted model, not a curated record.